GUGAACUAUAAAGUGCAUUACCAGUCACUGGGCUCUCCCUUCAUAGAGAUUAGAAGUGCAAAUUUCAAACCCCUUUUCGUUCAGAUUCUGAGUCUGCUAUGGCGUCACGCGCAUUUCUUAUCUUGGGGAUGCUUCUUCUGGUGUGUCUUGUUAAGGUUUCAUCUGAUCCGAAGAUAGAAGAAGAAACACUAGAAGAAGAACUGCUGUUUCCCAAUGAACCACUUGUCGUGAAAGACGGGAACAGAAGGCUAAUGCAAGAAAUAGAUUGUGGUGGGUUAUGCAAAUCAAGGUGCAGUGCUCAUUCAAGGCCAAACGUGUGUAAUAGGGCAUGUGGCACGUGCUGUGUGAGGUGCAAGUGUGUCCCACCUGGUACCUCUGGAAAUAGGGAACUAUGUGGAACUUGCUACACUGGCAUGACCACCCAUGGCAACAAGACUAAGUGCCCUUAGACAACCAAAUCUCAUUGUCAUUUUCUUCAUUCAUUAUGCACUGUACUGCUAUGUGGGUGCAUCUCUGUUUUCUAGGGCAAUCAAUGUGUCUGCACUUCCUUGGCUCUAUUAUUAGACUACUAUAAAUGUUUUCUUUAGAGGGUCUGUUCUGGUUUGUGUGCCUGCAUGAUUACUGUGAUGGGUCAUGUAGACUUUCUACCUUUGUUCUGAUUAAUAUAAAGAGAGUCAUUACCAUUUCCAUUUCA
Molecule: messenger RNA, 694 nt
Organism: Vigna umbellata (rice bean)
Lineage: Eukaryota; Viridiplantae; Streptophyta; Magnoliopsida; Fabales; Fabaceae
Product: snakin-2-like
Source: RefSeq, a predicted model, not a curated record